AUGAGUGUUUUCAAAAUCAUCGAGCAUAACAUCCCGGGCCAGCACAUCCGCGAGCACCCCCACAGUAUCAAGGGACGCCAAGAGGCGGUCCUGCAGCUCGCCAUCAAGCAGUACAUUCCGGUCGACCAGUCGGAUCCGAUUCCAGACAAUGCAGUCACGGUGAUUGGGGCUCAUGGAAAUGGCGCGCCUAAGGAAUUGUUCGAGCCGCUGUGGGAACAACUUUAUGUGUACCUGAAGAAAUGCUCGGUUCCACUGCGUGCAAUUUGGAUUGCAGACGUCUCCAAUCAAGGUGCAAGUGGUGUCUUGAAUGAGGAUAUCCAGGGAGACACUACAAAUUGGUAUGAUCAUUCUCGUGAUCUUUUGCACAUGGUCAAUCAUUUCCGUGAUGAGUUCCCACGACCCAUCAUUGGAGUCGGCCAUAGCAUGGGAUGUGCCCAACUGGUCCAACUCUCCAUCAUUCACCCUCGCCUUCUCUCAACACUGAUUCUCUUCGAGCCAGUCAUCUUUGACACGAGCUUUGGCGACUUCAAUACAGCCAAGUUCGUCGCCAGGAGACAAGACCUUUGGGAGUCUCGAGAGAAAGCAGAGGCAACCCUCCGCAAGAUUCAACGCACAUGGGACCCUCGGGUUGUGGAGAAGUAUCUGCAAUUCGGCUUACGGCCCGUUCCAACACGGCUCUACAACCAGCAGAGUGAUCCUAAUCUCUCCUCAUCGGCUGUAACACUAACAACAACCAGACACCAAGAGUCUUGGAGCUACACCCUCCCCAACCUGGAACCGGAAUCGGCCGGCCUAGAUCGGCUAUUGUUGCCAGACUGGGAUCCUGAACAGGAGCGUCCGUUGAGCUUCUCAAGACCAGAAUGCCUUGCUUCAAUGCGAAAUCUCCCAUUUGUCCGUCCCAGUGUUCUGUGGGUGUUUGCCAGCCGCAGCUAUGUCUCGGCGCCCGAGGCCCAGGAUGCCAAAAUGCGCGUAACGGGGACAGGCGUUGGCGGUAGUGGCGGUGCUGCAAAAGGAAUGGUUGAGAAGGUCGUGCUUGAUAGUUCACACGUUGUAGUGUUUGAGCAGAUCGACAAGUGUGCGGAAGUGGCGACGGAUUGGAUUCGGCGAUGGUUCCAGGGUUGGCUGGCGGAUGAGAAGGUUUUGGCCGAAUAUAAGAGCAAGAGGUCGGAUGCGGAUAUGAUCAAGGCUUCGGAGGCCUGUCUCCAAGUGACGAGGAUGAAGAUGUUCUCGAAAAGGCCUACGGCUAAGAUGUAG
This is a messenger RNA of Penicillium cinerascens, 1254 nucleotides long. Its product is annotated as putative toxin biosynthesis protein. The record is from RefSeq and is a predicted model, not a curated record. Lineage: Eukaryota; Fungi; Ascomycota; Eurotiomycetes; Eurotiales; Aspergillaceae. The coding region runs from base 1 to 1254 and encodes 417 amino acids. The transcript has 4 exons.